Molecule: messenger RNA, 1354 nt
Organism: Calidris pugnax (ruff)
Lineage: Eukaryota; Metazoa; Chordata; Aves; Charadriiformes; Scolopacidae
Product: palmitoyl-protein thioesterase 1-like
Exons: 9
Coding region: 6-1292 (428 amino acids)
Biological process (GO): receptor-mediated endocytosis; protein depalmitoylation
Cellular component (GO): lysosome
Molecular function (GO): palmitoyl-(protein) hydrolase activity
Source: RefSeq, a predicted model, not a curated record
CAGUCAUGUGCCCAGUCAAGAUGGCGGCGCUCAGGGCGGCGGUGCUGGCGCUGGCGGGGCUGGGCUUGGCCCUCGGCGGCGCGGCUGCCGCCGUCCCGCUGGUCAUCUGGCACGGCAUGGGAGACAGUUGCUGCAACCCGCAGAGCAUGGGCUACAUUAAAAAAAUAGUGGAGAAUAAAAUACCGGGGAUAUACGUCCUGUCUCUCAAGAUCGGAAGCAACUUGAUACAGGAUAUGGAGAACAGCUUCUUUAUGAACGUGAACGAUCAAGUGAGAGAGGUGUGUGAGCAGCUCGCAAAGGACCCUCGUCUGAAAGGAGGCUACAACGCAAUGGGCUUCUCCCAAGGGGGCCAGUUCCUGAGGGCCGUGGCGCAGAGGUGUCCUUCUCCUCCCAUGUUCAAUUUGAUCUCCAUUGGGGGGCAGCACCAAGGGGUGUACGGCUUUCCACGCUGUCCUGGGGAGAGCUCCCGAAUCUGUGACUGGAUCCGAAAGACGCUGGAUCUGGGCGCCUACACACAAGCUGUUCAGGAGCAUUUGGUGCAAGCAGAAUAUUGGCACGACCCGCUGAAGGAGGAGGACUACAGGAAAAACAGCAUCUUUUUGGCUGACAUAAAUCAGGAGAGGGGCAUCAAUGAGACGUACAAGAAAAACCUGAUGGCUCUGAAGAAGUUUGUGAUGGUGAAGUUUCUCAAUGAUACCAUGGUGGACCCUCCAAUCUCUGAGGUGAGGGAGGGCAAGUGCUGCCUUUGGGUGGUACUUUGGUUCUUGCUUGCUCAUUUCUGCUCAGUCCUUUGGUGGCAGAACUUGAGGUUGGUGAGGAGCAGGCUGAGCACAAACAGGCCUGAUACUGCACUGUCUCCAGCAGAAGCUGGUGAAAGCCUGCUUAUCUCCUGGGAGCCCUUCAGCAGCUCUUCCUUCAUUUUUAUUCUGACAGUGGUUUGGGUUUUACAAAAGUGGCCAGGCCAAGGAGACCAUCCCGCUGAAGGAGACCUCACUGUACAUAGAGGAUCGCCUGGGGCUGCAGGAGAUGGACAAAGCAGGAAAACUGGUGUUCCUGGGGGUGAAAGGGGAUCACCUCCACUUCUCCGAAGAGUGGUUUUACAGCACUAUCCUCCCCUUCCUCCAGUGAAGCUGAGGGGAGGCUGCACCCUGGGAGAAUCCACCACUGUAGUUAAUGCAGCUGCUACUGUGCAACAGCACUUUGUGUGUACAAUCCUGCGGGGACCUGGGGAAGGGGAAGAAGAGGAAUUUUUAGCUCAGCAGUGCCACAGCGUGCAGAGGUGGCACUUCUAACGCUGCAGUCAGAGAUUGGGAUUCGUCUGGAUGUAAUUACACUCCGAGAAGGGUGGAUUAAG